GUGAGCGGGGGUGGGGCCCCGGCGGCCGCGCCUCCCCAUGGCGAAGAAAACCUACGACCUGCUCUUCAAGCUGCUCCUCAUCGGGGAUUCGGGGGUCGGCAAGACCUGCGUGCUCUUCCGCUUCUCCGACGAUGCCUUCAACACCACCUUCAUCUCCACUAUCGGGAUAGACUUCAAGAUUAAAACCGUUGAAUUACAAGGAAAGAAGAUCAAGCUGCAGAUAUGGGACACGGCGGGGCAGGAACGAUUUCACACCAUCACCACCUCCUAUUACAGAGGUGCCAUGGGGAUCAUGCUAGUGUACGACAUCACUAACGCCAAGAGCUUUGAGAACAUCAGCAAGUGGCUCAGAAACAUAGAUGAGCACGCCAAUGAAGAUGUGGAGAGGAUGCUGUUAGGAAACAAGUGUGACAUGGAAGACAAAAGAGUUGUGCCCAAAGCAAAAGGUGAACAGAUUGCUAGAGAGCACGGAAUUAGGUUUUUUGAAACUAGUGCGAAAGCAAAUAUAAACAUCGAGAAGGCAUUCCUCACAUUAGCAGAAGACAUUCUUCGAAAGACCCCUGUAAAAGAGCCCAACAGUGAAAAUGUAGAUAUCAGCAGCGGCGGUGGGGUGACGGGCUGGAAGAGCAAGUGUUGCUGAACCCUCUCCUAUCUCACCAAUCGCCAUCCACCGCCCCUUUUUUCUCGCUGCAAAACAAACCACUCUGCCCGUUUUUAACCUGAAACCAAUGUUUUUGUUCCUCAUCUUAACAAGCUCCUGUCUCCCUUCUGUUUUUCCGAUUAGGACAGCUUGCGUACUCUAAUUUUCUCAACAACAUGUAUAGGAAAACCAUCUCCGUGACUUCAUCUUUUCAUGUUACCUGCUCAACUUACCACUACGUUUUGGUUGUAUUAUAGUCCCGUUCCUCCCGACAUUAAAACAUACAGCAAUCAUAUUCAACUCGAUUCUGCAAACUGUAUAAGAAUAAAAGUUAGAAUUAACAAUUUAUUUUGUACGACAGUGGAAUUUUCUGUCACGGAUAAUGUGCUUGAGUCACCGCAUUCUCUAGAAAGAGCCAGGCAAACUCAUUUUCGCCUUGAGUCUGUGAACGGGGUUUCUUUUGUCCUGUGCCUUAUGUGGAAAGGAACUUUUGUUUUUACUUUCUUUUCUGUUCUGUUCUGGUGGAAGCAUGUGCAGGAGACAGACCAUCCAUCCCUGACCCUUCCCAAAUCCCCACCUCCUUCCUGUUUGCUUUCUGUAACCGUCGGUGUCACGCAUCGAGGACAAAGGGUGGUGCAAAAACCAAGCGACAUUUAUUCUGCUGUGUCUCCAUUUCGGUGAUGUAGCCAUUCGGAACUGUUCCCGCUGCCCGUUUCUUUUCUCACUUGCAGCUCUUUCCUUUUGCCUGCAUGCUGCUUUUAUUUGCAUUUCUUCAUCGUGUGAUGUGUUAAUUAAAAGGACGGCAACGCGGUAUGUUUGCCAAAACUUUAAUACAAAGCACUGACUUAGCUUCCAAGGUAAAACUGUUGAGGAUACCUACUAACUCCCUCUAGGCAUUGUCGGUUCCCUAGUAAUCUCCUCUCCUCCUGCAUAGCCGUUGGGUUUAUGACAUGGAAGAGUCCUUGCAUGCACUAGUUUUCUAUGGAGGGUGAUGUGGUUGUCUACUUUAUGUGUAUGAAUAUAACCCACAGUUCCCAAACUGACAGCAGUUAACACGAGCUUUUCCGUUCUCUCUUACUCUAGCGAGUUGUUCGGGAGCCUGGCAAAGGCCGAGUGAGACGGGAUCUUAAACAAAAGAAAGGAGAAAAAGAGAAGUUGGCAGUUUAAUUUAUUACCUCCUUGAAAAACUUUCCAUUUCCCAGUGUGGAAAGCUGAGUCCUUGGGUCAGCCCUGGGCUCGCUCCUGGGCUGCGGGACCGCGGGUGAUCCUGGCAGGGCUGUCUAGCCCCCCUGGGAUUCCUGUGCUUUCCCAGCUCUCUCUGCCCGCAGCUCUGGGCGUUGCCGGGCUCCAGUGUCACCGAUGGCACAGCUCCAUGGAAAGGCAGGGGGUUAGGGACUGCCAGCCUGGCUUGAUCCAGGCGUUCCCACUGCAGGAGCGGCCGUAAUGCCACUUCCUGCACAUUUAAACCACAGCGUAGGAAAGCUGCUCUGCCAUGGACAGGGACAUUUCACAUGGAUGCUCCUUCCUCCCAGGCCUCCCGUUCUCCUUUCCGGCUGGACAAGCUGUGCCUCACUCUUGUCCACUGGUGUUUCGGACUGUCUCUGGUAAAUAAUUAAAAUAGCCAAUAACGCUGAUUGAAUUUUAAUGAAAUGACAGUGUUUUAACAUGGAACUCCUUGUUUUGAACGGCUUCCCCUGUAGUAACCUGACCGAGGGGUCUCUCUUUUCCUCUGUAUCCCGGCAUUUUGUCUCCGUGUGUGUUAACCCUUCCCAGUCGAGUGGCUGUCAGGGUCGGGCAGGACGCUGGGAUUGGAAGGAAUCGGCUCCGUCCCUCACCUGCCGUUCAGCAUUGUAAAUAGAGUCCAGCUCCCUCGGUUCAACCUGCACUUUCUGAUGUUAUCAAAAAGGGAAAAACAGAGAAAAAGUCAUCAAGGUUUUUUUUUUUUUUUUUGUAUAAUCCUUGUUUUAAACAUGAGCUUUUGAUUUGCUUCCUGGGGCUCGGCCCCCUCUGUAAUUCCCUCGGGAUCCUGUGUAGACGCUGUGUCUGUUGCAAGCCCACAGGUAGAGAUCCGGCCACUCACCAGCCCAACCAGUCGUCGCCUCCGGUUCCUGUCCUUAACCCAGUGAAUAAACUCGAGUGUUUCUAGCCCGUCUACUUCUGUUCCUAUAACCCCAUGCGUUGUAUCCGCGUGGCUCGGCGUGGCAGUGGCUUGUGGAGCGCACGGCCCAGCCGAGGAGGAGCGAGCACCCAGAGAUGCUAAAAGAAACAAACCCCAAGUGAUAAUAACCCUCGUGGAGGAAUUGGCAGUAAUGUUACCUAAACUCCUGCGAGCUGGCACACUUAACGGCUCCUAAACCUCUGCUCCGAAUCUCCAGCCCCUGCCUGGAAUAGGGAAGGACGGAGAGCCACUUCCCUGCGCCAGCCUUGCCCCGUGCCGACUUCACUCGCCCCAGCCAGCAGAGGAACCUCAGCGCUGCCUUUUGGUUAUGGCAAAAUUGAUUCAAUUGAUGAUGACAAACUCAAAUCCAGGGUGGAAUCUUUCCCACAGGCGUGUUCCCACUUUCCGUGGAGCCGGCCGGGGCAGAGCGGCGCUUCCAGCUCUGGGACUGGGAUGGUGGCAAAACAACAUCAACCUAAGGUCUAGGAUUAACUCCCAUGCCUACAGUUUUUUACUUAAUCUUUUAAUAUUUUUGCUACUCCACUCUGGCUUUUUAUUUAAAACACAUUCUUUUGUACCACUGACUGUAUCAAAUUGUAUAAAGAUCACUGUCCCAUCUUGGUCCGACCAAGAGCAAAUAAAAGCUUUUAUAAACUU
Messenger RNA from Cuculus canorus (common cuckoo), 3455 nucleotides. RefSeq names its product RAB10, member RAS oncogene family (gene RAB10). NCBI's taxonomy places the organism in Eukaryota, Metazoa, Chordata, Aves, Cuculiformes, Cuculidae. The record is from RefSeq and is a predicted model, not a curated record. Gene Ontology annotation, cellular component: Golgi apparatus; insulin-responsive compartment; recycling endosome. Bases 38 to 640 code for a protein of 200 amino acids. Gene Ontology annotation, molecular function: GTP binding; GTPase activity. The transcript has 6 exons. Gene Ontology annotation, biological process: cellular response to insulin stimulus.